Messenger RNA from Dichotomopilus funicola, 1437 nucleotides. RefSeq lists its product as uncharacterized. The transcript has a single exon. Bases 1 to 1437 code for a protein of 478 amino acids. The record is from RefSeq and is a predicted model, not a curated record. Lineage: Eukaryota; Fungi; Ascomycota; Sordariomycetes; Sordariales; Chaetomiaceae.
AUGGAGAGCCAACCACAACAACGGCGGACACAGACCAUGCCGCAACCACGCAGCGAGCGAUGGGGUCCCGAAAUCUAUGUGCAUCUUGAAUUCAGGGUCUCGUGGGGCGGCAAGAAGCAGGAGCCUUCGAAGAAUCACCAGGUCACGUACCGAUCUCGCAACGCAAGGGAACGGUCACCGGCAUUCCCACGACAGGUCCCGGCACCAAACACCAACUACCUCGCGGCCAUCCACAGCUUUGACCAGAGGCAAUCGAGGAUCCGCGAGGCCCGGCAAAGCCACCCUCUGAGGCACCACCAGAUGCAGGAGUACUACCAACGAGAGCAGCUUGAACAAUCAUCACGUCAACGACAACAACAACAGCAACAACCACCAACCUCCUACCUCCAAGUCCCCAUCAUCCGGGAACCGCAGCGGCCAACACGAGCAAACGCACCGCCGUCUUACGAGAGAGGCCGCUCAGCUCCGCCACCCAUUGGCGAGAACCCCUGGGACGUGGCCGUACCUCACGUCCAAGUCGGGGGGGACUCAGUCGUCACCCCUUCCGACCGCAACACCAGAGAGAUCCGGCGCAAGCCUCUACCCGCGCCCCCAUCAACGUUCCGUCUCGGUGACGGCGGGCAACCGUGGUCGACCUGGUCACUACCAGACGGCUAUGACCCAGACAUGCACCCCAAAGACGAGGACGAUGUCGGCUACCGCGGCUAUCGCGGCCGCAGCCGCGCCCAUGACCACGAUGACGACGACGACAAUGUGGACGACGACAAAAACUACGAGGACAUCCCCGUCAUCUCAGCCCCCGCCGACCGCAACUCAACCACCUUCGCAACCAACCCCACGAUGGUCUCCACCUUCUCCCCCGAGCCCGUCCUCCCGCGCGAUUCCGCACUCACCACCACCCAACACCCAGACGCACCACCCCCGACCCCCGCCCACGCCCGCGACCUCGAAACCGGCCGCGCCAAGGAACUCGGCGCCCUCUCCGCGGCCAUGAUGACCGUCGACAACGGUUUCGAGACACAGUGGUGGUACCAAGGCCACCGCGACACCGUGCAUCUCGAGUCGGACGAUCACGAGCCGGAGCACGAACCGGAGCCGCGGACCCCCGACGAGAGUCCCAUCCACCGUUGGUCGCUGACCCCUCUCGGCACGAUGGAUAACAUCGCCGCGUCCAUGUCCAUGUCGGCCACGGCCAGCCCGACUGAUCUGACGCUGAUGCAUCAGCAGUUGCAGUUGCAUCAGUACCAGCAGCAGCAGCUACAACAGCAGCGGGGCCGAGGGCGAGAGCAGCAACUGGAGGAUGAGGAGCGGUUACCGGCUGGCGUUGUUUCACCGAUGAGCGAUAAUGCGCUGAGCCCGGCGAUGGUGCCGGCUUCGUUGUUGCAGCGGACGCUGUCGACGAGGUCGGAGGAGUUGUGGUUGCGGGAGAGGAUCUAG